Ostertagia ostertagi is the source of this 1458-nucleotide messenger RNA. NCBI's taxonomy places the organism in Eukaryota, Metazoa, Nematoda, Chromadorea, Rhabditida, Trichostrongylidae. The record is from the annotation of a GenBank genome assembly.
AUGCUCAACGACUGGUCGAUGUUGUCCGGUUCUUUUGCAAAUCCACUGUAUUUCUUCGCAACCAAUACUACCAAUGUCACACAAGCGGAGAUGUGGGUCCGUCUCCCUGACAUCCUCGAAUUCUUCUUCGUUGCUCAUCCUUCAUCGGGGCGACGGGAAGGCGAGGAACAUCAGCGCAUUAUGUAUUUCUAUCCGAAAGGGGAGACCUUAGAUCGUCAGGCAGAGAUUACUGGAUUUGCGGAAGCCGUUGUCAAUUUUACGGACAAUUUCGUAAGCCCUCAAGAGCAGGCAGAGAAACCUGAAUUUCCUUUUCGAACUGUAUCCACGCAGAAGUCAGAGCAUGUCUACAUACAAGUGGAAGAUUGCGAGUUUCUUAUUGGCCUUGCGCUUUCUAAUACGCUGCAGUUGAAGUAUUCUGUCUUUCUACCUGCAAUCCAAAACGUUUUAACAGACGUCUACAAGAUGUUUCGCCUUUUCUUUCGGAGAAUUCAGAAGAGAAACGAGCAAAAGUUCAAGGAACGCCUUGAGUAUUUUCUGGGUCGUUACCUUCCUCUGCUAAAACUACACAGGAUGCCAUUGUUGGAUUAUUUGAAUGGAGCAGCAUUUCUGAAAAUUAAUGGGCCCACAUACUUAAACGUGGUAUCAAUGUCAUCCGAACUGAUGGAAGAGUUUCCAGUGAUACAGAAGAUUCUCAUCUUGUAUCAGGAUAAAGUGCUAUACUAUUCUCUAUCUCGACGUGAUCUCCCAUCUUUAUUCCGUUAUCUCACUCAAAGUCUCCUGCCGAUGACCAUUGGGGAUGAAUUAGACUACCAGUCCCGUUCAACACAAGGUCGUUUCUUGCGAGGACCGUCCGACCUCUCAACAGAUGCGCCGUUAAUUGGAGAUGAUGCUCUUCCAACAGUUCAUCUUUUCAAUGCUGUCGACGACGAAGAUAACGAGGAACUCGUCAAGUACAAUAUGAUGGUGUAUCGCUGCUUAAAUGCUACAGUCUGCAUGUUUACUAAUCAAGAAGUUACCAGAUUGUUGCUGAGAAAUAUUGAUGGGUAUCUAGCCAGCGAAUUAAGUAAAGUUGCUUCGCAAAUAGGAGAUUGCAUCGGUGCACAAAAUCCUGAUGUCCUAUCAACGCCUGACUUUCACUAUGUUUAUUUCAAUCCAGCCUCGUUAAGCCUUACGUCGUCAUUCACAGAAUCGCGAGAUACUCCAAAGCCAGCUCUACCUCCUCCUGAAGUUAGCAGGUUGGUGUGCAAUUCGCUCACCAGUUUCCUCCCUGAUGCGGACGAAUUUGGGGAAUGCUUUGCUAAAUCGGAGUCAGAUUGGUGGAUAGUCUUGAAAAAGGUGAAUUCACGUUUGCUCUGUCUUCUUCUACCGCCUUCGUCCAAUCAACAGUCACUUGCCGAUAUUCAAUCAAGGACUCUCGGAAUAAUCAAAACUCAUUUUGAAGCAAUCUUCUUGAACUAG